Notolabrus celidotus (New Zealand spotty) is the source of this 2946-nucleotide messenger RNA. It is a transcript of the gene ccdc85al, whose product is annotated as coiled-coil domain containing 85A, like. The transcript has 4 exons. Bases 481 to 1884 code for a protein of 467 amino acids. Lineage: Eukaryota; Metazoa; Chordata; Actinopteri; Labriformes; Labridae. The record is from RefSeq and is a predicted model, not a curated record.
GAAGAGCUGCGCCCUCUCCCUCUACCUCUCUGUUUCCUCCGUGCACAGCAGACUCUCUCCUCUCUCUCCCCCUCUCUCUCUCGCAGUGUGGAUCUACAGGCGGCAGGUGUGUGCCACGACAGCCCACCGAAGGUUUUCAUACUCUGAACACGUUUGGAACCGAUUUUGGAUACUAAACUGAGCCGUUUCCUCAUGCUGCAAGUUGGCUGCCUAAAGAAGGCUACACCCUGGCACUGAGGAUGUUGCAGUGGUAGACAGCGGAGCAUCUUCUCCACUGUAACGCACUCAGCCGGCACCGUCAGCUGUUGCUUUGGCAGAGUGGGAGAGCCUGGAGCAAACCAAAAAGGCCAAACUAUGCGACUGACUUUCUACCGGUAACCGUUUCCUGCCCAAGUCAACCGGGGAGCGGAUGCGAGCAGAGGUUGUUCCCGAGCCUCUGACUGUUUUCUGCCGUGUGUCGGUGCCGGAGGAGCUGUGCCAAUGGAGAAAGCGACUCCGACGCCCCAGCCCCAGCUCCAGCUGUCGAUAGCGAAGACUGAAAGUCCGGCGGAGGAUAUCUCUGGUCUGACUGACGAGGAGCUGCUGAAGUGGACCAAGGAGGAUCUGGUUCGGCGGCUGAGGCGGUCUGAGGCCGACAAGAUGAGCGUGAUUCUGGACCACGGGAAUCUUAUCCGGGAGGUCAAUCGCAGCCUCCAGCUGCACUUGAACGAGAUCAGGGGGCUGAAGGACAUUAACCAGAAGCUGCAGGAGGACAACCGUGAGCUGAGGGACUUAUGCUGCUUCCUGGACGAUGACCGCCAGAAAGGCAAACGUGUGUCCAGGGAGUGGCAGCGUUUGGGGCGCUACAGUGCCAGCAUCAUGCGCAAAGAGGUGACCCUCUACCUGCAGAAACUGAAGGAGCUGGAGGUCCGUCAAGAGGAGGUAAUCAAGGAAAACAUGGAACUGAAGGAGCUUUGCUUGCUGCUGGAUGAGGAGAAGGGAGUGGUAGGUGUAGGAGUGGGAGGAGGAGGUAGUGGAGUAGGGGUAGGAAUGGGAGGUUGCCGCAACUCCAUAGACAGUCAGAAUAGUUUGCUGUUGGUGCCCGGGCAUGGGCUCUUGAUGAGAGACGUAGGAGAUGGGAGCAGCACCUCCAGUGCAGGGAGUGCCGACAGCUCUGAUCACCCUCAUCAUAAACAGCCUCACCUGGCUCCAGGGGUGGGUGGAGUCAGCAGCAGUGGUGGGGAAAAAGGGAGCCCUGAGCUUGUGCACAAACCCAGGUGUAGCAGCAUCAGUGGAUUAGCAGGUGGAGGAGACAGAGAGGUGUCCAGUCCCGAGCUUCCUCCUGGGCGCCACCGGAGUACAAGUCUGGAGUACCCGUACACGCUCCCCCAGAUCUGCCGGCCCCGCUGUGGCUCCAUAUCUGUGCCCGACCACAGUCGAUACAUGCGGGGCCUCAGUCCGGAGAAGUAUGGCAGGAACGUGGGCGGGCGUAGUCCAGAACAGCACCCCAAGCACCACAGCUCUGAUCUCCUCCUGGGCCAGAGGCAGCACUUCCUGGGUCAGGGGGGCAGCGGGGAGUUCUAUCAGAGGCACAACAGGAGCAGCAUUAGCAGUACUGGCUGUGGGAGCCCAGAGCCCAGGCUGGCACAUUUAGGGACCAUUGAGCACCACGAAAAGGUCAAGGGAGGCAGCCCUGAAACUCAUAGGCACCAGUACAGUAUGAGCCCUGACCACGUGAAGUUUGGCAGCCCUGUGAGGGAGGGGCAGAGGAGGGCGGCCGGAGACGAGCUGUCGCCACAUCAUCGGAGCAUCUACAACGGCAUGAAUGCUUUGAUAUCAGCCGGCUGCUGCACCAACAACUGUAGAAAUGUCAAGCUAUGGGACAGCUUUGAUGCCUCCUCUUGACCCCGACUUGAGCAGCUAAUCUCCUCAACAAGAGGGGGGGUCGCAGUGGAACAGCCAUGCUGUGUCUCUGGCCUUGAGCGUCACGAGGGUCCCUGGACUCUACCCUCCAUGGCUCCAGAUUGGUCCGUCGUCCGUGGAUCAUCUGUGGGUCCAAAGCCCUGAAACAGCCUGCCUCCAUGUUUUCAUUUCAACAUAUCGAGAGUUUGAGAGUACGGAGGGUGGGGGGUGAGCGUGGUAUGCUUUAAGUAGGGUUGGUUAACUCCUGCAGACUGCUGCGGUCGGAAGGACCAGAGUGGAUAUCUCUUCCUGCCAAAUAUGACAUGGCUACCUACCAGAGAGCAAUCAGAGACAGGGAGGUACGCCGGGAGAGGAGGAUGGGAGAGGACUGUGCAGUGUAUAUGCUGUAGCCCUCUGUUUACAAAUGAAGACCGUCGGUGGAGAAGCACAGAAAUUGAACUUUCUACACCCUGCUGUUCUAAACUUGUAUCAUUUCCUAUCCUCUUCCUCUUUUCCAUUCCUCUUUUUCCACUCUUCUCCUGCUCUCAUCAUCCAGAGAUAUCCAUCAUCAAGUGUGUAAUGAGACUGCUGUAAUCUAAUGUUCUGUCUCUUAAUCCCAAAUCCAGUCGAUCACAUGAUUGCUGUUGUCUUAAACCUUUUCAGCCAUUUCAAGUGAACUAACAAAACAAAAAUCCAUAUUUGUCAAAUAUGUUCUAGCAAAGUGAAAAAAAAACCUCUUCCUGUGUCUUAAACCGAGAUGGUCGACAUAACUAGCUGCUGACAGAUGUUCUAGUUCUAUAAGAUGCAAUGUUCAGGUGUAAUUUCUCUGUUUUCUGAUCUUCUUUGCUCCCUUAAAGCGCCUAUACUGAAGCUGGGGAUAAGACUAUACGUUUCUCCAUGUUCUUUUUUACAGUCCAAGUAAAAAAGUAGAUUAUUGGAUUAGUUUUCUAUAUAUCUCUAUAUAUAAAUAUUAUAUGAUUAUUAUUUUUGACUUACUGGUAUUAGAUCUAUUAUAUGAAGAUGCAUAUGAUAUAUAUAUCAAAUAAUAAACAGACUUCUUUAUGU